This is a messenger RNA of Pristis pectinata (smalltooth sawfish), 1318 nucleotides long. RefSeq names its product ras-related protein Rab-11B-like. Lineage: Eukaryota; Metazoa; Chordata; Chondrichthyes; Rhinopristiformes; Pristidae. The coding region runs from base 118 to 771 and encodes 217 amino acids. The transcript is spliced from 5 exons. Gene Ontology annotation, biological process: exocytosis. Gene Ontology annotation, molecular function: GTP binding; GTPase activity. Gene Ontology annotation, cellular component: recycling endosome. The record is from RefSeq and is a predicted model, not a curated record.
UGUGGCACUAGCCCCUCCUGCUCGAUCCCGGAAGGUCUCCGCUUCCUUCCGAACACAGGAUCUUGGUAAUUUCUUCACCCGUUGCGCAGAGCCGAGUGAGCAAGCACAGGCAGUGAGAUGGGGAGCCGAGAAGAUGAAUACGAUUAUUUAUUCAAAGUUGUGCUGAUUGGGGACUCCGGGGUUGGAAAGAGCAACCUCCUGUCGAGGUUCACACGCAACGAGUUUAAUCUGGAAAGUAAAAGCACCAUUGGAGUUGAGUUUGCCACCAGGAGUAUCCAGGUAGAUGGAAAAACAAUCAAAGCACAGAUCUGGGACACAGCAGGACAGGAGCGAUACCGUGCCAUCACUUCAGCGUACUACCGUGGAGCUGUAGGUGCCCUGCUGGUGUACGAUAUUGCCAAACAUCUGACAUAUGAGAAUGUAGAGCGGUGGCUGAAGGAAUUGCGUGAUCACGGCGACAAUAAUAUUGUCAUCAUGCUGGUUGGGAACAAGAGUGACCUUCGCCAUCUGAGAGCUGUGCCAACAGAUGAGGCAUGGGCUUUUGCAGAGAAGAACUCUCUUUCAUUUAUUGAAACAUCUGCCUUGGACUCAACUAAUGUGGAGGAGGCUUUCCAAAAUAUUUUAACAGAAAUUUACCGCAUUGUUUCUCAGAAGCAAAUUUCGGACCGGAUGGCACACGAGACACCUGGUAGUGAUGUUGUUGAGAUUGAUGUCCCCCCAACAAGUGAUGGGCAGAAAUCUAGUAAACUGCCAUGUUGUCAGAACAUGUGAUCUACUGAUUUUGUUCUGCUCUGAUUCCCACCCCUGCCUGUCCAUUAUUGUGUGUUUGGAACACUUAAGUCCAAUGAAUGAUUUAAACUUUGUUUUCGAUUUUGUUUUGCUGUUACCACAAGCAGUAAAUAAUUACUUGAAACGUACAGAUGAUAUCACAGAUCCCUUUGCUCAAGGCCUAGAGACAGGCUGCCACUAAUUUAAACACAGUUUUAACCAGCCUCUUAUUCUCAGCUGAGAAUAAAGACACAGGCAAGCUGACAAGGUUUCCCAUGGCAUUCUGGGGCCUGGAUGAUAGAAGGAAAGCCUUGCCUGUCUGCUAUCUCCGAAGGCCUUGGAGAGGUGACCUUGGUACAGUCUCAUUCCAGUUCCAAGUGGAUCUGGAUCCACAGCACAAACCUGGAAUAGUUCAGGACAAGUUCAAUUUCAGUCCAUCUGAAGUGAUUUAAGAGAAAAUAUUUAAGCAGAGAUGAAAUAUUUGUUCUACUAAAGAACAUCUGCUGUUUUAUAGCAAAUACAAUUAAAAAAUAAAUGUUGUUAAAUUCUA